ACUUGUCAUGGUUGGCCGGUCGUCACAACUAUAUUCAAUGCUACUCCAACAUCAACGUUCACGUGGAGUCACUGGAUACCUAAUAAGCAUCAAGCACGAGGUAGGCCCCGGCCAGCUCGAUCGCAUAUUCCUUUUCAAUGGCGACAAAAGAGAUGGAAGGAAUCAUCGUAGACACCAGCUUUGUUUGGGAGAAUGUCCCUCACUUGGGUGCCAUGGUUCUUUACUCAGAGAGUAAAAUCCCUUCACACUUGGGAAUGGAAAUGCUUGAAGAGACGUCGAUGGUUAUCAAGUGGAAAAGAAAGCUCCAAGAUUGGUAGAAGAAGAGUAGCUUCUCCGCAUGUCUGUUGCUGAUCCCUACCAGUGACUGCUGAUCACUGCCCGUGGCUGCUGAUCCACACUUGCGACUGUCGAUCUCUUCCCACGACUGUGAUCCACACUAGUGACUGCCAAUCUCUAUCUGCAACUGCCAAUCCAUGCCAGCAACUGCUGAUCUCUGCCAACGAUUGUUGAUCCACGCCAACAGCACCAGUUUCAUAUCAAUCGGAAAGACCUCAGCUGAGCAAAACAAAAUUUGAGGUUUUUCUACAGUUAUACUUUCAAUUACUACAAAUGAGCAUGCUUGGAGACAUAAACAAAGGAAUGCAAU
This is a messenger RNA of Rubroshorea leprosula, 646 nucleotides long. Lineage: Eukaryota; Viridiplantae; Streptophyta; Magnoliopsida; Malvales; Dipterocarpaceae. The record is from the annotation of a GenBank genome assembly.